AUGUCCAUCGACAUUCAGCUGGAAUGCGAAAAACAAAAGUCGUUUUACGAAGUUGGGGAACUAAAGUCACUGGUCGCACCGGGGGACGUGAUCGGCGAUGCGUUGAAUUACAUGCGGGGUCAUGGGACGUACGUGAAGGAUGACCAGAUGAUCGCUUCGGUGGCGGGAGUGAUUUCGCGAGUGAACAAACUGGUCGUCGUGACGCCACUAAAGACCAGAUACAAUGGCGAGAUCGGCGACAUUGUCGUCGGUCGAGUGACCGCCGUACAACCGAAACGUUGGAAGGUCGACACGCAUGCGAAGCUCGACUCCGUCCUUCUAUUAUCUUCAGUGAACCUGCCCGGCGGAGAGCAGAGGCGCAAAUCCGACGAGGACGAACGCCUGAUGCGCACCUACCUUCGAGAAGGUGACCUCGUUUGCCUUUCUCAGGGAGUUCUACUGAAGUUUUCGCCGUCUUUGAUCAAGAGACGGAAAAACCAUAUUCAUAAUCUGACUUGCGGUGCGAGAAUCAUUUUUGGCAGCAACGGUUACGUUUUCAUUUCGCCUACAAUUAACGAAAUUGAGGGAAACACCGGAGGUUUUGUCCAAAACCUUGACCCUGUUGACCGGGAACAACGGCAGGUGAUCGCACGACUGCGAAACUGCAUUGAAAUAUUGGGUCAGAAUCGUGUCAUGCUGUACGACACGUCUGUUGUGUGUGCCUACGAUGCAUCGAUUGAGCAUGAAGUCAAAGAUAUCCUCAAGCCUGAAGUUGCCUUGGAAAUAGUACAAAGUGUCAGGCUGAUGCUCGAAGCCAUGCCUCCAUAA
This is a messenger RNA of Soboliphyme baturini, 807 nucleotides long. Lineage: Eukaryota; Metazoa; Nematoda; Enoplea; Dioctophymatida; Soboliphymatidae. The record is from the annotation of a GenBank genome assembly.